Oreochromis aureus is the source of this 1087-nucleotide messenger RNA. It is a transcript of the gene tnni1a, whose product is annotated as troponin I type 1a (skeletal, slow). NCBI's taxonomy places the organism in Eukaryota, Metazoa, Chordata, Actinopteri, Cichliformes, Cichlidae. The transcript has 8 exons. The record is from RefSeq and is a predicted model, not a curated record. The coding region runs from base 61 to 627 and encodes 188 amino acids. Gene Ontology annotation, cellular component: troponin complex. Gene Ontology annotation, biological process: muscle contraction.
CGAGCUCCAUCCGUGGUCACAUCUCUCCUGCCUCUGACACUGUGAGAUCUCAACAGCAGGAUGCCUGAACAUGUCCAAGAGCGGAAACCCAAGAUCUCAGCCUCAAGGAAGCUGAUGCUCAAGAGUCUGAUGGUGGCAAAGGCCAAGGAGGAAUUGGAGCAGGAGAUUUUAGUCAAAGAGGAGGAGAAACAUAGGUACCUGGCUGAGAGGGCUCCUCCUUUAAAUAUGAGUGGCCUGAGCCUUGGCCAGCUUCAGGAUCUCUGCAGAGAGCUCCAUGCUAAGAUAGAUGUAGUUGAUGAGGAGCGAUAUGACAUUGAAGCUAAAGUCAUGCUCAACACACGCGAGAUUAAAGACCUGAAUAUCAAGGUACUGGACCUCAGGGGGAAAUUCAAGAGGCCUAAUCUUCGACGUGUCCGUGUGUCAGCUGAUGCCAUCCUUCGCUCGCUGCUGGGCUCCAAGCACAAAGUCUCCAUGGACCUGCGAGCCAAUCUCAAGUCUGUCAAGAAAGAGGACACUGAAAAGAAGAGGCCAGUGGAGGACAGUGACUGGAGGAAGAAUGUGGAAGCCAUGUCAGGGAUGGAGGGAAGGAAGAAGAUGUUUGAUGCUGCUAAAGGUCCUGCGCAGUGAAGCCAGGAGGUGGGCUGGGGUCACAUCAGUGACAUCACUCCCCUACAUCUGAAUCUGUCCUAUUCUUCUUGGGUCUAUUGUGGCAUCUGUGUUGUUGUUUCAUGCUGAUGUCCCUGCGUAUGCUCCUGCCAUGGAGGUGACAAUAUGCCCCCACACCCCUGAAAGGCUUUCAACUAUUCUGUUAGCUUUUUUUGAUAAGGCGUUAAAAUGACUCUGUUAUGUAAGAUUAUUUGUACUUUUCACACCAUGUUGCACCAUAGCCCCAGACAAUCGGCCUGAUAUUUGUAUGGCGGACAAACGUGCCAAAUUAAACUGUAUAUGUGAUUGUUUUGCUUGGGGAUAAACUUUAACCUUGUAAUGUAGAUUAUCAAAUCAUAGUGGUUAAAAAAGGUGCACUUCAUUAGCUGGACUGAAAGGAAAAAAGAAUGAAUAAAAUAUUAAAAGUACACUUUACAUGAAA